This is a messenger RNA of Bactrocera oleae (olive fruit fly), 2373 nucleotides long. It is a transcript of the gene Atat, whose product is annotated as alpha-tubulin acetylase. Gene Ontology annotation, cellular component: microtubule. Gene Ontology annotation, molecular function: tubulin N-acetyltransferase activity. NCBI's taxonomy places the organism in Eukaryota, Metazoa, Arthropoda, Insecta, Diptera, Tephritidae. The record is from RefSeq and is a predicted model, not a curated record. Gene Ontology annotation, biological process: alpha-tubulin acetylation.
UCAAGUUAUCGAAACUUAUUUUACAUUCCAAUUUGUUUACCUCACAGGUAAAAUCAAAUUGCAAUUGUUUAUAUUUACAAAAAGUCGUGGUCGGUAAUAAUAAUUACUUAAAAAUGCUAUAUUAUUUGUUUAGUAUAAAUUAAACUCAGAAGUGUUGUUCCAAAGUAUAAAUAUAACGGGUUUGCUUUUUUGCUUUCGCUUAUUACAAGUAUAUGCAAUCCUGUUUAUUGCUUUAUUAAGCAUAAGGGGUAUUGCUGGAGAAAUGUGCAAGUAUAUACUUGAAUUUGUUUUUUGUUUCUUGAUUGUGUGUUUGAAUUCACGAAGUCAACCCGUUGUAAAAAUAUCAUCCAAUUUGUUACCUCACACAUUUCUAGGUGAUAGAAGAAUGGCCAUGGAGGUUAGUUCAAAGGUGUCUCAAAUUAUAGAUCGGUUAGGUGAACUUUCAGCCGUAGCUCAGAAACUGUCGAAACCUAUUACAUCAGCCCAAAAGCUUCGAAUGUCUGAAAAUCAAAGAGUCUAUCUUAUGGCAGAUAUCAAUGGAUGUGACGGAGAUGUCGUUAUAGGACUUUUGAAAAUUGGUACUAAAAAUUUAUAUCUUUUCGAUAGUUCGGGCCAGACGAUGAAGAUUGAUAACGCACGUUGUAUAUUAGAUUUUUACAUUCACGAUUCGAGACAGCGUAUGGGAGUAGGCAAAAUAUUGUUUGAUAUAAUGCUUAAUGAGGAACGCUGGAUUCCAGUUAAAUGCUCUGUUGACAGACCAUCGGAAAAGUUAUUACAAUUCUUAAAGAAAUACUAUGGCUUGGAAAAAAUUAUACCACAAGCAAAUAAAUUUGUUCUGUAUGAGGGAUUUUUCGACGAAGAUGAAGAUGCUAACAGAUGAUUCUUCAAGGAGUUAUGUAGGUCACGGCGAGAUACAUUUUUUUCGAGGAUCCUUGGGAGAUUGCAUACAAAAGACAGAAAAAUUAAUAUUUUUGUUAAAAAAAAAUUAGUUAACACAUUAAAAGAUGUAUAAUAAUAUAGAAAACCUUUAUUAAAAAAAAUAACACUUAAAAAAAAAAAAAUUCCAAAAAAACUGCUUUUUUCUGACGGCCAGACUAAGUAUAACCCCUUAAGAACUCCUACUGACACUGUAAGAAUGGAUGAAAUCGGAUAAUGACCCCGCCCACUUCCUAGAUUAAGGGUCUGUUAAAAACUAUUAAAUGCUCGAUAAAUCAAUAAAUAAAUACGCCAGACAUUAAAUUUUAAACCCUAGCUGGUACAAGACUUUAUGGGAUCAGGGGUCAACAUAAGUCCAUUGUUGUCCGUUGUGGCCCACAUUUAGGUGAAAACCCAUACUACAUGACCACUUUCAACCAAAUUUGGUGUGUGGGGUAACAUAUGUGAAUGAUAUAGAAUGAAUACGACGCCUACUUCCCAUAUAACAAAUAUUUAAAUUUCAUAUUAAUAUUUAACUUUACAGUAUACAAAUCAAACAUCAAUAAAUUUAUCAAAGGUUCUUUGAACAAAUUGUGUCCUCAAGGUGUUACAUCUUACGCCCAAAAAUUUUCGAAAACGGACUAUACUUUUAUAGGAACCCAGACACCAAAUAUGUGAACCCCAGUGCAUGUGGCUAAUUUUUUACCGAACAUACCGGUCAAUCUGUGAGGUCUAGUAUUAAAAUUCGGGGAGAAUAUUUUUUUUUAUGACAGAAUGCCCUUGUGCCAGCAAUGGGUAAAAUCGGGUACCUUCCUAGCCCCCAUACACCUAAUAUAAAUAUUUUCGAACUUCCGGUUGACUUUGUACCAGGGACCGUAAAUAACGAUUAUUGUUGCGAUUUUUAAAUAAUAAAAUCAAGCACUUAGAAUCGGCAUACAAAAAAAGCAGAUAACGUCGGGUGCGUUCGAGCGACGUAAUAAUUGCAGCAGUACAGCUACUGUGUUGCAUAUUUGCUGAUACUCUGCUGAUGUGCAGAGAAAAAUUUAGUGUUGCCGAUUAUUUGCAUAAAUUGCGUGCAAAAAUUCACGCAGAACGUAAUACUUUGAUAAAUUUGCAACACUGCUGUCGUGAUUGCCAUCUCGAACGCACCCGUCAUGUUAAUCAUUUUACGACGAUCUAAGCAUUUCCUUGAAGAUUUUUUUAAACUCGGAAUUUUAUGAUUUUCUUCACCGAUAAUGAUUCAUUUCACAAAAAAUCAAAUAAUAAUUAUUAUGUUUUAGCGUAAAAAAAGCAGUAAGUUAAAUAUUUCAUUUUUCUAAAUAAAAUUUAGUGAAAAAUUAAUAAUUCGAAAACAGCAAGGCUAAUCUUUUAUAAUAAAAAUGCUGAUAAAAUGCAUGAAACACAUAAAAACCAUUUUGAAAGUGUUAUUAUUUUUUUUUUUUUUAUGAUUAAAAAAGA